This is a messenger RNA of Culex quinquefasciatus (southern house mosquito), 1530 nucleotides long. RefSeq names its product galactose-specific lectin nattectin-like. Bases 1156 to 1482 code for a protein of 108 amino acids. The record is from RefSeq and is a predicted model, not a curated record. NCBI's taxonomy places the organism in Eukaryota, Metazoa, Arthropoda, Insecta, Diptera, Culicidae. The transcript has a single exon. Gene Ontology annotation, molecular function: signaling receptor activity.
AGAAACCCAAAAUUCGAUUUCAAUUCUGAGAUAUUCAAUAAAAACCGAAAAAUGUCGUCUCGAGCUAACUUGACACACUCUGAAAAUUGCUGUAAGUGCGACAUUUGGCCAAAGAGGUUUCAGAUCAGAAUGCGUUUGACACACGUACAUACUACCGUGAACGGUUGUAAUUAUAACUCGGGACCUCAGCAACCAAAUUCAAACAAAUUUCAGGACAGUGCACAGAAUGGUCAACCAAAUAAAACGUGUUUGUUAUUGUUUACAUAGCGUGCUCCAUUUUUCGUUAAUUCAAGGUCAAACACUAACACGCGUUUUUCUCGGAAUGUCAAAAAGCGAAAAACGACCUUUCUUGAAGUUUCCGCGUGGUUUAUGAAUGGCCUUCUACGGUUAUCUGUUUUCUAUUUUUUUCAUAUUUAAAAAACACACGUAGGAGAGUUUAAUAUUAAGGUCAUACUUUUGUAAAAAAUAUUCCUAAAAAAAACAAUUUAGUUUAUAUCUAAGUUAAUAUCAUUCGGGAAAAUUGAACUUUCGGGGAAAUAUCCAUUCGGGUAUGUGUGAAUUCGGGAAAACGACUGUUCGGUAAAAUGGCCAUUCAGGUAAAUGACAUUCGGGGAUAUGGAAUUUUCGGGAAAAUGAUUUUCGGGGAUGUGAAAAUUUCGGGAAAAUGAUUUUCGGGGAAAUGGCACUUUCGGGGAAAUGAUUUUCGGGAAUGUAAAAUUUUCGGGGAAAUGAUUUUCAGGAAUAUAGGAUUCGGGAAUGUGGGAUUCGGGAAUAAGGGAUAAAACCGUAGCUGAAAUGUACUGCAAUCGAUUGUUUUGGUUGUGAAUUUAGUCAUGGUAUCGAUGAAAAAUUGAAAUUGAUAAGCUUCUUGAUAGCUCGUGUAGGUCAAAAGUGUGCAAACUACACUUCAAAUUAGUGAAUAAAAACUGCCAAAUAGAAAUGUUCCUUUUGCAAGUUGAAUCUCUUGUUUUGAUAGUGAUGUCGUGGAAUGUUGCACUUGACGCUCAAGAUCCUCCUGCUCCAGAACCCUCCUCUUGGCGCUACUAAAAAACUAAUGUGAUUGCCGACGGAGUUUACUACAACAACUCAACUGGGCAACGAUACAUCGUAAUCAACGACAAACGGGUCAACUUCUUCGAGGCCUGGCGUGCCUGUAUGCACUUGGGGCUACGACUGGCCGCCGUCAAUAGCAGGGAGGAUAAUUUGGCCCUUUUGGUAGCUCUCCAGCACGUUGGACCACAUCAGCAGGGGCCUUGGUACAUUGCUGGAACCGAUUUGGGUGAGGACGGAAAGUACGUUUGGAUAACUACCGAUCAGAGCGUCGGAUUCGGAACGGGCUACUCCAAUUGGGGCCCAGAUCAGCCCGACAACUACCUGGGCGGAGAGCAUUGCAUCGAAGUUGGUGCGUUCAAGGGAUCUCAUUGGAAUGACGUCGACUGUAAUACCAACAGGGCGUAUAUUUGUGAACGGAUUGACAAUUGAAAUUUGAUGACAUAUCUUGCCUUUGACGUUUCGAGAAAUUUGGUUGAA